Molecule: messenger RNA, 1722 nt
Organism: Adineta ricciae
Lineage: Eukaryota; Metazoa; Rotifera; Eurotatoria; Adinetida; Adinetidae
Source: the annotation of a GenBank genome assembly
AUGGAUGAUACCGAUUUGGGUGAAACAACGCUAUUGAUAUCGAGCAUAGGACUGUCUCCACCCGUCCAGGAUAAUCGUUCACGUCGUCAAAGACAGUUAGCCAUUUAUCUCAUCUUAGCGAGCACUUUGUUCGAACGUUUAGCAUUUUACUCAUUAGCACUCAAUCUUGUAGUAACACUGAAAUCAGCUGAAUCCAACUGGGAUCCUGAGAACAGUACUACUGCUUCAUUUAUAUUUUUUGGUGUGAGUUAUCUAUCAACGCUGAUUUUCGCUGCCGUGAGUGAUGCGAGAUUAGGCAGAGAAAGAACAAUUGUUGUUGGUUUUAUUCUUUAUAUAAUUGGUUAUAUUUUUAUCAAUUUAAUUGCAAAUGUCAAUACACACGAUUCGAUAUGUAAAGGUCCAUCUCCCACGCAUGUUGGCAUAUUCACUGAACACUGUGGACCUCAAAUCGUUGGUACACUUAUUUUUAUGGCAAUUGGUGUAGGUGCUGUGCAAGCUAAUAUGGCUGUAUUCGGAGCGGAACAAACGCAAGAAUCGAAAAUCACAUCGCGAUAUUUCGAUAAAUAUUACAUCGCUGUUAACAUCGGUGCAAUUGCUGCGACAUUGUCAGUUCCUUUAGUCCAGACAGAUACUGAAAAUAUGACAGCGUCGAAUAGUUAUUUUUUUGGGUACCUCAUUGCUAUGUUUAUGCUUUUAAUAUCAGCUGGACUGUUUAUUUUCGGUCGUCGAUAUUAUCUUCAUGUGCCUCCUUAUGAUUCAGUGAUUAUGAAAUGUAUUCCGGUAGUUCUAAAUGCUUUUCAAAACUGGCUGAAACAUGAAAAUGCUCGCGAGAGAAGUGCAAGUAGUUCUCGCCGAAGAGAUUCUGGACAAGGACGGAAUUCGAUCAGUGAAGAUGAAACAUUGGCGGCGAAUAGUCAGUCGCUGUCAUUUCUUGACUAUGCCAAAGCUGCUAAUCGUGGUAAAUUUACUGAUCGGAUUGUCAAUGAUGUUAAGUCACUUCGACGAGCUUUUAUUGUUUUUAUUCUUCUCAUUCCGUACUGGAUUAUUUAUUACCAAAUUCAAAUUACUUUUCCUUUACAAGGUCAGCACAUGUCUAUUCCAAUCUUACGUCAGACAGAUCCUAUGCCAAUCAGUUGGAUGUCACUUGGCGACUCGGUCGCAAUUAUCGUUGGCCUGAUGAUUUUCAAUCUGUUCGUUUACAAACGUUUGAGUAAUCCAUCUCGGACAUUGUCCAUCCGACGAAAGCUUGUUAUCGGUAUGAUCUUAGCUUCACUGAGUAUGUGCAUCGCUGGUAUUGUUGAGAUUUUUCGACAAAAUCAAUGUAUAUCAGACAAAGAUGAUUCGAGUUUAAGUAUUUUUGCUCAAUUACCUCAGAAUAUCUGCAUGGGUCUUGCUGAAAUAUUCGCAACAGUUGCAAGUCUCGAAUAUGCCUAUUUAGCUGCUCCGCGUUCAGCUCAAGCACUUCUCAUGAGUUUACAGUUUUGUUCGUUGGGCAUCUCAUCGGUUAUUGGUAAAGCCUAUCUUUCACUGUAUUCAACAACAACCGGUAUCUUUGACUUCAGUUGUCAACAUCUGAAUCAAUGGACAUUUACAUUAUAUUUUUUCGUGUUAGCUGCACUGCAAAUACCUCUUCUGAUAAUAAUUGUUAUCUGUGAUAGAAAAUUUCAAAUCUUGAAACUAAAUCCUCAACAGAUUGACAACGAGCAAUUUCAGAGCCGUUAA